Molecule: messenger RNA, 1221 nt
Organism: Elgaria multicarinata webbii
Lineage: Eukaryota; Metazoa; Chordata; Lepidosauria; Squamata; Anguidae
Gene: WNT3
Product: Wnt family member 3
Exons: 5
Coding region: 73-1140 (355 amino acids)
Biological process (GO): multicellular organism development; neuron differentiation; canonical Wnt signaling pathway
Cellular component (GO): extracellular region
Molecular function (GO): cytokine activity; frizzled binding
Source: RefSeq, a predicted model, not a curated record
CUUUUUUUCCUUAAAUGUUUUUCUGCAAACUUCGUGGAGAGUGGUCUUCUCCUCAGCACCACGCCUGGACUAAUGGAUUACCACCUGCUCGGAUUAAUUUUAGCUUUUCUCAUCAGUGACGUAAAGGUCUUAGCUGGUUACCCCAUUUGGUGGUCCCUUGCGUUAGGCCAACAGUAUACUUCAUUGGGGUCCCAGCCAAUCUUGUGUGGUUCCAUUCCUGGCUUAGUGCCCAAGCAGCUUCGGUUCUGCCGUAACUACAUUGAGAUCAUGCCCAGUGUGGCUGAGGGUGUGAAGCUGGGAAUCCAGGAGUGCCAGCAUCAGUUUCGUGGCAGGCGUUGGAAUUGCACCACCAUUGAUGACAGCUUGGCCAUUUUUGGGCCUGUCCUAGAUAAAGCUACGCGAGAAUCUGCCUUUGUCCACGCCAUUGCCUCAGCCGGCGUGGCCUUUGCUGUCACUCGCUCCUGUGCAGAAGGCACUUCCACCAUCUGUGGCUGCGACUCACACCACAAAGGGCCACCAGGUGAAGGAUGGAAAUGGGGAGGUUGCAGCGAGGAUGCCGACUUCGGUGUGUUGGUUUCGCGAGAGUUUGCAGAUGCCCGAGAAAACCGCCCAGAUGCCCGCUCAGCCAUGAACAGGCAUAAUAAUGAAGCUGGAAGAACAACUAUCUUGGACCACAUGCACUUGAAAUGCAAGUGUCAUGGCCUCUCAGGCAGCUGUGAGGUUAAAACAUGCUGGUGGGCCCAGCCGGACUUCCGGGCCAUUGGUGACUACUUGAAGGACAAGUAUGACAGUGCUUCAGAGAUGGUGGUGGAGAAGCACCGGGAAUCCCGUGGGUGGGUGGAGACUUUGCGUGCCAAGUAUGCCCUUUUCAAGCCGCCGACGGAGCACGAUUUGGUCUAUUAUGAGAACUCGCCCAACUUCUGCGAGCCCAACCCUGAGACUGGCUCAUUUGGAACCAGGGACAGAAUGUGCAACGUGACUUCACAUGGGAUUGACGGAUGUGAUUUGCUCUGCUGUGGCCGUGGCCACAACACCAGGACAGAGAAGAGAAAGGAGAAGUGCCACUGCAUCUUCCACUGGUGCUGUUAUGUCAGCUGCCAGGAAUGCAUCCGAGUUUAUGAUGUGCACACCUGCAAAUAAAGAAAAGAAAGAGGUCCUUGGUACAACUGGAGUAUAAAAUGGAAGUGAAAAAUUACAAGAAAGCGCCACCGCUGCAGCCUG